AUCACAGUAAAAGAUAUUGAAGACUUCGAAAAGAGCUAUAAAGAUUCAGAAGAGGAGCUAGCUGAUAUUAAAGCAGCGUACAUGGAUUUUGAGGGUGACAUGGACAGAAUAAUGGAGUCUGUGUUGUGUGUGGACUAUACAGAUGAACCAAGAAUACGGAAAAUCAUAGAAAAAGCCAUUGACUCUGGAGAAGUCCCGACCUACAAAGGUUUCGUGAAAGAGUCUAAGCGGAAAAUGAUCGCAAGGAAAAGGCGGGCAGAAAAAGAAGCUAGAGAGGCAGAAAAGACUAAGGAUGAACUGGGCCUUGGUGGAGAAGAUGACUUGAAAGCGCUGAUUCAAAGCAGAAAUAAAGAUCGAAAAAAGGAAAUGGAUGACUUUUUGGCCCAACUGGAAGCAAAAUACGGGAAUAAUGCUAAAAAAGGAGGAAAGAAGACUGCAGCCAAGAAAGGAAAGAAAUAA
Messenger RNA from Fulmarus glacialis (Northern fulmar), 459 nucleotides. It is a transcript of the gene DNAJC9, whose product is annotated as DnaJ (Hsp40) homolog, subfamily C, member 9. Gene Ontology annotation, molecular function: heat shock protein binding. The record is from RefSeq and is a predicted model, not a curated record. Gene Ontology annotation, cellular component: nucleus; cytoplasm. The annotation marks the transcript as partial. The transcript is spliced from 3 exons. Lineage: Eukaryota; Metazoa; Chordata; Aves; Procellariiformes; Procellariidae.